This is a messenger RNA of Punica granatum (pomegranate), 743 nucleotides long. Lineage: Eukaryota; Viridiplantae; Streptophyta; Magnoliopsida; Myrtales; Lythraceae. The record is from RefSeq and is a predicted model, not a curated record.
AUGUAUAUUAAGGGUGUGCACGGAUACCGGGUAUACUCGGAACCGGUCGGAACUUACCCGUUGGGACUAACAGAGUCGAGAAGAAUCAGAAGAUUGAAGACACAAGACAGGAAGGAAGAGCGAAGAGGAACCCUAAAUCGCAAAUCGUCUCCGACUCCAGCUCCUCUCGUCUUCGACUCUCCACUCCAGCUCCUCUCCGUCGGUCGCGUCUCGUCUCCGACUCUCCACUCCGGCUCCUCUCUGUCGCUCUCGUCUCUGACUCUCCUUCAAUCUCCCUUUCCCUGCGUGAUAUUCACGACAUGUGUUGCGCACAAGAUUGGUUGCGCUCUUCACCAACUCCAAUCACUAUUGAGCAAUAUUUGGAGGAUGCGGAAAAGUAUGAGGAAGAACUCAACGGCGCCACGACAGAGAUUAUGGUGGAUUAAUGUGUGGAGCAGCUACAAGCAACGGUAGACAAAGUUGGUCGGGCACUUCACAAUUCCCUUCCCCUGCCUAUCAGAUGAGAUCUUCUGAGUUAUCUUUUUCUAAUCCUGUAUUUUUUUCUUAAGAUUAAAGUGUGGCUUUUGGAUAGAUAAAUUUUUUAGUUCAUGGACCGUAUUAGUCCAUGAUGGACGCAUUGUAAGGAAAUAUUACAUUUUGUUGUGUAAGAUCGUAUUAUAGAUAUUUAGUUUUGUGGAUGGACUAAUGAGACAUUAUUUUUUAUUGUUGUGGAUUAAUCUAAUCUAUGCCGAUAUUAUAUUUGC